Molecule: messenger RNA, 1775 nt
Organism: Rattus rattus (black rat)
Lineage: Eukaryota; Metazoa; Chordata; Mammalia; Rodentia; Muridae
Gene: Tusc3
Product: tumor suppressor candidate 3
Exons: 11
Coding region: 219-1265 (348 amino acids)
Cellular component (GO): oligosaccharyltransferase complex
Source: RefSeq, a predicted model, not a curated record
CCAUCCCGCGCCAUUCCUGGUCCCUCUCCUGGUGAACCGGAUACGCUGUCUGUCUCCUCCUCCGCGUCCUUUACCUCCACCCAGCUCCCUGGAGAAGCCGCUGCUACCCCAAGGCCUUGGCCAAGAGAGGCUGCUGGCGACUGGCCCGGCGGGCGCGGGCACGGUAGGAGCUGGGCGCGCACGGCUACCGCGCGUGGAGGAGACACAGCCCUGCGGCCAUGAGUGCCAGGGCCGCUCCUUCACGCCGGAGACAGGCGGGCCGCAGGUUGCGCUACCUGCCUACUGGUAGCUUUCCCUUCCUCCUCUUGCUGCUGCUGCUCUGCAUCCAGCUCGGGGGCGGACAGAAGAAAAAGGAGAACCUUUUGGCUGAAAAGGUGGAGCAGCUGAUGGAAUGGAGUUCCAGGCGCUCGAUCUUCCGAAUGAAUGGCGACAAGUUCCGAAAGUUUGUAAAAGCCCCACCGCGGAACUACUCCAUGAUCGUCAUGUUCACUGCUCUGCAGCCUCAGAGGCAGUGCUCUGUGUGCAGGCAGGCUAACGAAGAAUAUCAAAUCCUGGCUAAUUCCUGGCGUUAUUCAUCUGCUUUUUGCAACAAACUGUUUUUUGGAAUGGUGGACUAUGAUGAAGGGACAGAUGUUUUUCAGCAGCUCAACAUGAACUCUGCUCCCACAUUCAUGCAUUUUCCUUCGAAAGGCAGACCCAAGAGAGCUGAUACCUUUGACCUUCAACGAAUUGGAUUUGCAGCUGAACAGCUAGCAAAAUGGAUUGCCGACAGGACGGAUGUUCAUAUUCGAGUUUUCCGGCCACCCAACUACUCAGGCACCAUUGCUUUGGCCCUCUUAGUGUCGCUGGUUGGUGGCUUGCUUUAUUUAAGGAGGAACAACUUGGAGUUCAUCUAUAACAAGACUGGUUGGGCCAUGGUAUCUCUGUGUAUAGUCUUUGCUAUGACGUCUGGCCAGAUGUGGAACCAUAUCCGUGGACCUCCAUAUGCUCAUAAGAACCCACACAAUGGACAAGUGAGCUACAUUCAUGGCAGCAGCCAGGCGCAGUUUGUGGCAGAGUCGCACAUCAUUCUAGUACUGAAUGCUGCUAUCACCAUGGGGAUGGUUCUUCUAAAUGAAGCAGCAACUUCCAAAGGGGAUGUCGGGAAAAGACGGAUCAUUUGCCUCGUGGGAUUGGGCCUGGUGGUCUUCUUCUUCAGUUUUCUACUUUCAAUAUUUCGUUCAAAGUACCAUGGCUAUCCAUAUAGUGAUCUGGACAUUGAGUGAGAAGAUGUGAUUGGGACCAAGCACUUAAAACUCUGUACCCUCAGCUUUUUAAUUAAAUGAAGCCACCUCGGACUAUCAUAAAGUGAGUGUGCACUGUGAAGAGAAGCUGUUCCUGACACUAUAUUAUUUGGAAUUCUUGAGGUUCACUCCUUGUUGGUUGUGAUACAUUAGCUUAUUCUUGUAUAAUUUUUUUAAACUGUGGAUUUUCCUAAAACAUUUAAUUUAUAGAAAUGGAUGUGUAACAUUCCGUAAUCCGCAAUGGACUAUCAAACUGUUUUUAAAUAUUCUCAAUGUAUGCUACAGGAGUGAAAUAAAUGACAUUGUAACUAUGAAUCCAUGCUUUAGAACUGUGUGUCGUCUAAGUAAGGAUACCCCAUGUUAGUAAGGAGAUCCAUGGACUGAAUGUAAAAGACUUGCUAGUACUGUACAGAGUCAGAGCAUAUGCAUGAACCAUGUCGUGUGGAUAGUAAUUCUUACUUCAGUCUCACUUAUAAAGGAUGUACACUGUUA